Messenger RNA from Closterium sp. NIES-65, 648 nucleotides. The record is from the annotation of a GenBank genome assembly. NCBI's taxonomy places the organism in Eukaryota, Viridiplantae, Streptophyta, Zygnematophyceae, Desmidiales, Closteriaceae.
AUGCCCUUAUUCCAUCCCCUUCUCCCAGAUUCCAUCCCCUUCUCCCAGAUUCCAUCCCCUUCUCCCAGAUUCCAUCCCCUUCUCCCGGACUUCAUCCCCUUCUCCCAGAUUCCACCCCCUUCUCCCAAAUUCCAUCCCCUUCUUCCAGAUUCCAUCCCCUUCUCCCAGAUUCCAUCCCCUUCUCCCAGAUUCCAUCCCCUUCUCCCAGAUUCCAUCCCCUUCUCCCAGAUUCCACCCCCUUCUCCCGGAUUCCAUCCCCUUCUCCCAGAUUCCAUCCCCUUCUCCCUGAUUCCAUCCCCUUCUCCUAGAUUCCAUCCCCUUCUCCCAGAUUCUAUCCUCUUCUCCCAGAUUCCAUCCCCUUCUCCCAGAUUCCAUCCCCUUCUCCAAGAUUCCAUCCCCUUCUCCCAGAUUCCAUCCCCUUCUCCCGGACUUCAUCCCCUUCUCCCAGAUUCCACCCCCUUCUCCCAAAUUCCAUCCCCUUCUCCUAGAUUCCAUCCCCUUCUCCCAGAUUCCAUCCCCUUCUCCCAGAUUCCAUCCCCUUCUCCCAGAUUCCAUCCCCUUCUCCUAGAUUCCACCCCCUUCCCCCGGAUUCCAUCCCCUUCUCCCAGAUUCCAUCCCCUUCUCCCUGAUUCCAUCCCCUUCUCCUAG